ACGUCUAAAGGUGACGACGAGAUAUGGAAAACGUGAGGCGACGGAAGCCAAAAUAAUUGAGGAUUCAUGGGAUGCUUUUUCACUCAAUGGCUUAGAUUCUUCUCAAAUAUGGAACCGCGUUGCAGCUGAUCACUCAUGGUUGGUGGUGACGAUUUUCGGCUGUUCACACACACAUCCCCCUCCCCCCCCCCCCCCCCCCCCCCCCCCCCCCCUCACAGACGGUUGAAACCAAGAAAGAGAGAGACAGCUUCAGAUUUCAUCACAAUCCAGUUUUGACCUUCCUUCUCCUUCGUCUUCUUAUUCAUUCUUGAUGUGAUGUGGAAAGCCUAUGGCAGUAGUUGUCUUGCUUAGUUCAGAAGAGUUCUAUUUUUGUACACUGAAUUGGCCAAACCUUCUUGAUGGGAGCUAAAUUGAGCAUAAACAUUUUUGGGGCUAGAGAGGGUGGUCCCAAUGAGUUUGUACCUGUUGAAACUUGCAAAAAGCAAAAAUUGAUGUCAAACUAUUGGGAGGAAAACCAGAGACUGAUUUCCAGCCUUCCUGAUGAAAUUUCUUUCCAGAUUUUAGCUAGAGUUCCCAGGAUACAUUACUUGAGACUUAAAAUGGUCUCUCGAGCAUGGAAACAUGCCAUUACAAGCAAUCAACUCUUUCAUCUCCGACAGGAACUCGGAACGGCUGAGGAAUGGCUGUACAUAUUGACAAAAGUUAAGGAUGGGAAACUCGUGUGGUAUGCUAUGGAUCCACAGGCUAGACGAUGGCAGAAAUUGCCCCCAAUGCCUACCGUUUCUAUAGAAGAUGAAGCUAAGAAGGGUCUAACUGGGCAACGGAUUUGGAAUAUGGCAGGUUCUAGUAUGAGAAUAGCAGAUGCCAUAAUGGCUUGGCUUGGGAGGAAGGAUGCAUUAGAUCAAAUGCCAUUCUGUGGUUGUGCUGUUGGUGCAAUUGAUGGGUGUCUGUAUGUGUUAGGUGGAUUCUCCAGUGCUUCGGCAAUGAGGUGUGUCUGGCGAUAUGAUCCCGUGGCAAAUACAUGGAAUGAAGCACACCCUAUGUCAAUUGGUAGAGCCUAUUGUAAAACUACAGUUUUAAACAACAAGCUUUAUGUAGUUGGAGGAGUCACGAGAGGCAAUGGUGGUUUGUCACCUCUACAAUCUGCUGAAGUAUAUGAUCCAAAUACUGGCAUGUGGUCUGAAAUGCCGAGCAUGCCCUUUGCUAAAGCUCAGGUAUUGCCUACUGCAUUUCUCGCCGAUCUACUCAAGCCAAUUGCAACAGGAUUAACAUCAUAUCAGGGCAAGCUGUUUGUGCCUCAAAGUCUAUAUUGCUGGCCUUUUUUCGUGGACGUUGGAGGAGAAGUAUAUGAUCCAGAUGUGAAUACCUGGGUUGAAAUGCCCAUGGGGAUGGGUGAGGGAUGGCCUGCAAGGCAAGCUGGAACAAAAUUGAGUGUCACGGUUAACGGGGAACUGUAUGCAUUGGAUCCUUCUAGUUCUCUUGACAAUGCGAAGGUCAAGGUAUACGAUUCCCAAUCUGAUGCCUGGAAAGUUGUGGCAGAAGACAUUCCCAUUCAUGACUUUUCUGAUUCAGAAUCUCCUUAUUUACUCGCCGGUUUAACCCAAAAACUUCAUGUCAUCACCAAAGAUGCAAAUAACAACAUAACUGUUAUGCAAGCUGGUGUGAGAAACCACAAUCUGGCUUCCUUUCAAUCUGCAUCGUCAUCAUCGUCUUCACAGGAUAUCUGUUUCAGAGAAUUGCAAGAAUUAGAAGAAGAAUCUGAAAGUUUUACAAAAGUGAUAGCCACUCGAACCGUUGGGUCAGCCGAACUGGUUAGUUGCCAGACCCUUGUUAUAUAGCCGUGUAUAGUUUCAGCAUAAUUAUUAAUACUCCAAAGUCGAAAGUCUCAGAAUUUUUCUCUUUAUAGCAGCAAAUAUUUUAUGCGGCCGGUAAUAGCAAGUCUUAUUUUCCAAAGUAUUGUGUAGUCCCCCUCAGUGGUUUAAUGGAUUGAAACUUCAUUUUAAGUGGAUAUGUCGUAUUUGCUAUUUAAGAGACUAUUUGCCUUCCUUAAUUUUAAGUUCAUAAGCUGAGAUUUCGUCUUCCAGUCAGUCGCUGAACUGAAAUCUUGCAUGGAAAUAGUCAAAAAGCAGCUGCUCGUUGAAGCUUGAAUUUCCAUUGUACAAAAAUUAUGUAGAUACUUUUGACAAUAGUGGUUCCAGUGUUUGAGCUACUAUGUUUCUUAUAGAAUUGUUUCUAUGGAUAUGAUCUUUUUAUUAAUCUUAA
This is a messenger RNA of Cucumis melo (muskmelon), 2262 nucleotides long. RefSeq names its product F-box/kelch-repeat protein At1g22040. Bases 399 to 1838 code for a protein of 479 amino acids. Lineage: Eukaryota; Viridiplantae; Streptophyta; Magnoliopsida; Cucurbitales; Cucurbitaceae. The record is from RefSeq and is a predicted model, not a curated record. Gene Ontology annotation, molecular function: protein binding. The transcript is spliced from 2 exons.